AGGCGACUGUGAAAUGGCUUGGUUAUCUUACAAAUUUAUCGUUUUGGUGGUGAUUGCAGCUGUACAAUGUGCGCCAGAAGGUUACGUUUAUCCUAAGCCAAUUAUUCAGUUCGAACUACCAAAUCAGCAGAGUUUACCUACAUAUACAACGGAUGGAGUUAACCCUAAUAAUGGAUUUACAUUCCAGAAGACUGUUUCAUACUCAGUGUCGAACGAGGAUUACGGAUAUUUGAAACAAUAUAAACACGAAGCAAACAAGUUAUCUGAUAUUGAUUCGAAUAGUUAUAACGAAGCAAAUUUGAUAUCAAACCAUAAUUCACAGACCAAUAAGCCCCUAGAUGUGGCCGUGCCUGUAAAUGUGGAAUACGUACAAAAUAAUGAACUACCCUUGGUGAACAUUCAAAGUAAGCCUUUGUCCAAUUCGUACGGUGCUAACAUAUUCGCAUCCGACGUCCAACACAACGUUCAACCAUUGUACCAAUUACAAAACACAAUUUCAACAGACGCUGGCUCGAUAAAUGCUGCACCAUAUCAAAGUGAACAAAAUUACGUGCAAAUAAAUGGAAUUAGGUCUUUAGGAAAUUCUAUUGGUACUUCAGAAAAUGUUGUUACUAGUGUACCAACUACCCAAGAAGUUAAUAUCGGAAACUCAAUUGUACCAACAUUCGUGCAAAACAAUAUACAACCGAUCAAUGUGCCAUUAGAAUACUUUCAACCUAUUCAAACAAAUCUAAAUCACCGCCAGAAUGUACAAAUUAUUUCAAAUAACUUACCACAAACACAAAAUGAACCUGCUGUUUUUAGACAUAUAUAUUUUCAUGUGCCGCCACCAGAUCUUGAGAACGCCCCGAUAGUUCCGAUACCAUCACCUCCGAAGAAGUCAUAUAAAAUCUUAUUUAUUAAAGUACCCAGUCAAGAAUCGAGUAACAUUGCUGCCAUUCAGAGGAAUUUACUGAACAAGCUCGGUCCAGUUGAAGAAAAGACACUGAUUUAUGUACUAGUGAAGAAUCCUGAAGUUCCCCUGGUGAAAACAAUCCUUACUGGAGGAACAAAGCCUUCAGAACAUGAAGUAUUAUUUGUGAAAUACAGAGGAAAUCCAUCGCCGCGUUCUAGUGAUGAACCAGAGCAACUGAAUCUUAACACAGAUACAAACAUAAAUGUUCAAGCGGAAUCAACAAAUGGUUAUAAGUGAGUGAAUUAAAUACAUAGAUUUAAAUUUAAUCAUACAGCAAUUUGUUAAAUGUGCUGCAUUGCGAAAUAUGUAAGAUUGUCUUAUAUUUAUUCUUUAAGGCGUUAUUUUGUACAUAAUAUUACAUAAGUUAUAGAGGCUGUUACAUAUUAAUAGUUUAUAUUAAAUAAAAUACGCAAACAAGAA
Leptidea sinapis is the source of this 1375-nucleotide messenger RNA. RefSeq lists its product as uncharacterized. Lineage: Eukaryota; Metazoa; Arthropoda; Insecta; Lepidoptera; Pieridae. The transcript is spliced from 2 exons. The coding region runs from base 14 to 1192 and encodes 392 amino acids. The record is from RefSeq and is a predicted model, not a curated record.